Molecule: messenger RNA, 876 nt
Organism: Penicillium mononematosum
Lineage: Eukaryota; Fungi; Ascomycota; Eurotiomycetes; Eurotiales; Aspergillaceae
Product: aminoglycoside phosphotransferase family protein
Exons: 1
Coding region: 1-876 (291 amino acids)
Source: RefSeq, a predicted model, not a curated record
AUGCAAACACAUUCCGCAUCGGCCCCCCUACGUCUUCGUCGUUCAAAAGGCUACUCUGAUACCUCUACCUGGUAUGAUCGAGACGACGAUCUGAGUUACACCAUCACCAACGCGCCUAUUCCCCCAAUUCCGACCUUACCAUUACCACUGGAUGAUCCAAAAUUCAAACUGGUGUAUGACGCUGGAAAUGCCUCCGCAGUCUGGUCUGUAGGAAACAGCGCUUUUUGCAAAGUCAAAAUAUGCGAGGCCGGCAUAACGCCAGAAGCUGCGACAUUGUCAUUUGUCUCGAGACAGCAGCCUGACUUCGAGAUCCCUAAGGUCUUGCACGAAGCAGAACAUAAUGGCCGGUCUUAUCUGUUUCUUAAUAGGGUUCAAGGUCGAACCCUUGGAGAGGCUUGGCCUAGUCUGGAUGAAAAAUGGAGACGCCACUAUAUGAAAGCUAUCAUAGAUGUUUGCAAGUUUCUCGUGAGUCGAGAAUGCAAUAUGCUUCGUGGCGUGGAUGGCAAGAAUGCCCUUGAGCCGCUCCUUAUCAAACGAGGUACGGUAGAGGACUAUUCUCCUAGUAACCUCCAACAAGCAUGCGAAGCGAUGGGUAUGGACUGCCCAAAAUUUGUAUUUUACCAUGCCGACCUUGGCCCUGGGAAUAUAAUAGUGGAAGAUACUCCGAAGACCGGUUCUGUUGGUAUUAUUGAUUGGGAGCUCGCUGGCUAUUUCCCAAGGGGAUGGAUUCGGACUAAGUUUCGAUUAAGCCGUGGAAUGAAUCUAGAAGAUUCAGCUACGGAUAAUCCGACUGAGUGGAGCGCAGGAGUUCAAGAGUUGCUUGGAGACCAUGGGUUCGAACACUAUGCGUCGGAAUGGGUGUCCUGGAGGGAUUGA